Haliotis rufescens (red abalone) is the source of this 665-nucleotide messenger RNA. Its product is annotated as bile acid-CoA:amino acid N-acyltransferase-like. Gene Ontology annotation, biological process: fatty acid metabolic process; acyl-CoA metabolic process. Bases 45 to 665 code for a protein of 206 amino acids. Gene Ontology annotation, molecular function: fatty acyl-CoA hydrolase activity. Lineage: Eukaryota; Metazoa; Mollusca; Gastropoda; Lepetellida; Haliotidae. The transcript has 3 exons. The record is from RefSeq and is a predicted model, not a curated record.
GAAGCUUCGACACUUGUUUCAUUUCAGUUAAUACACAAUCCGGUAUGAUGUUUGUAUUACGGGGAAGGUAUUAUACUGAGGCAAUUUUGAGACUCGUCGGCAGCCGACGACAAACAUAUUCAAGCUUGGCGUGUCUCAAUGUCAACCCCCGCGUUGCACUAGUUGACGAGAGGGUCUCCAUCACAGCCAACAGUCUUCAGCCAUUACAGCGAGUGACGGUACAGGCGUACGUGGAAGAAGGAAAGGCGGUUUUCAGCUCAUGUGGCCAUUUUCUAGCAGACGAGGAAGGACAGAUUGAUGUCAGCCAACAUGCUUCAGUUGGUGGAACAUACAAAGGUGUUGACAACAUGGGCCUCUUCUGGAGUAUGAAUCCUGUUCCUGGAGUGUCCCUUAAGCCACUUCUCAGACAGGCAGACGUGACGAUACCUCUGGUCUUCAGACUAUCUGUCAUGGAUGACCACAUCCCCUUUGCUGAUCUCCAGUUUCCCUCCUCAGUUGUUCUGGCAACAGGCGAGUUACAACGCUGGUACAAACACGAGACCGUCAGGAGAGUCGAAGUGCGCGAGGGUUCCUUGAGAGGAACUCUUUUCUUGCCUGCAGGCCGUCGUGUUCGACAAAGAGACCCACCUGUCCAUUCGCUCAAUGAAUUGAAUGUUGCUGCAUGA